Rotaria sordida is the source of this 1566-nucleotide messenger RNA. The record is from the annotation of a GenBank genome assembly. NCBI's taxonomy places the organism in Eukaryota, Metazoa, Rotifera, Eurotatoria, Philodinida, Philodinidae.
AUGGUCAUAUACACUCCAUCUGAUCCAAUUAUGGCUGAGUCUAAUUCAAUUCAUCGUCAUCGUCCUGAUCAAUCUCCUAUUACUGAACAUCAACAUGUAUCAAUUACAUCGAAUGUUCAAUCAAAUGUAUUAAAAGUUGUGUUAAUACCAGAUGAACCCACAUUGAAAAGACAUCUUGGUUUAUUCUCAGGAGUCUGCUUUAUUAUUGGUAUCAUUAUUGGUUCUGGUAUAUUUAUUUCUCCUAAAGGUGUUUUACAAGAAACACAAUCAGUUGGUCUGUGUUUGAUUGUUUGGACUGCAUGCGGAUUAAUUUCGAUACUUGGAGCACUUUGCUAUGCAGAAAUUGGUACAAUAAUACCGAGAAAUGGCGCAGAAGUAGCUUAUUUGAAAGAAGGUAUCGGAUCGGUUCAUGAACGAACAGGUGAUAUAUUAGCAUAUUUAUUCGUUUGGACAAGCGUAUUGGUAAUUAAACCAGCAAGUAUUGCUGUUGGUUGUCUCACAUUUUCUCAAUACUUCUUAUCUGGCAUUCUGAGCAAUUGUGGAUCUUCACCAGAACUUGUUAAAAUGUUGGCUAUUUUUGCUAUUUUAAUACUCAUCAAUGUUAACUCGCUCAGUGUAUCAGCAGCUAAUCGCCUGAAUAUCGUUUUUGUCAUAUGCAAGGUAUUGAUUAUCUUGACAAUAAUAAUAGUUGGUCUUAUACGAAUAGGACAAGGACAUACGCAAAGCUUACAGAAUAGUUUUGCUGGUACCACAAAGAAACCAUUUGGUGUUGUACUUGCAUUUUAUAAAGGCCUGUAUGCAUUUGGUGGAUGGCAUAAUCUUAAUACGGUGACAGAAGAACUCAAAAAUCCUAAAAGAAAUCUAUGGUUAUCGAUUGUAUUAGCUUUACCUUGUGUUAUUAUUCUCUACAUUCUUACGAAUAUUUCUUAUUUCACUGCAAUGAACAAAGUCGAAUUGCUUAUUUCUAAUGCUGUUGCUGUAACAUGGGGUGAAGUUGCUUUGGGUUCUGCUGUUCGUGUAUUAGUCAUUUUCAUCUCAAUAAGUGCAUUAGGAGCUGCUAAUAUUAGUUUAUAUGGAGCUGCUCGAUAUUGUAUGGUUGGUGCUCAAUAUAGAUAUUUACCUGAAUUCUUUGCAUGUGUUCAAACGCAAAGAUUAACACCAUUACCUGGUGUUGUCCUUGUGGGUGUCCUGGCAAUUGCUUUUUGUAUUCCAAGUAAUAUCUAUGGAUUGAUUGAUAUCUUUAGCUUUUCUACAUGGAUUUUUUUUGGUUUAACAUUUGUCGCAACAUUGUGCUGCAAAGUGACAAAGAAGAAUGUACAACGAGUAAUUAAUGUUCCAAUUCCAAUAGUUAUCAUUAUUCUUUUGAUUGCAAUCUCCUUAGUAAUCAUUCCAAUUGUAUAUAAUCGAAGUAUUAGAUUUCUUUUUGCUGCUAUUGUGAUGCUGUUUGGUUUGAUAUUCUAUUAUCCAUUUGUCUAUCGUAAAAUCGAAUUACCAUUUAUGAAAAAAAUGAAUUCAACUUUACAAGCAUUUUUCAAACUACAACAAGCACAAAUAAAUAUUGAAUGA